Pseudophryne corroboree (corroboree frog) is the source of this 4517-nucleotide messenger RNA. RefSeq names its product putative nuclease HARBI1. The coding region runs from base 435 to 1598 and encodes 387 amino acids. Lineage: Eukaryota; Metazoa; Chordata; Amphibia; Anura; Myobatrachidae. The transcript is spliced from 5 exons. The record is from RefSeq and is a predicted model, not a curated record.
ACCCCUCCCCUCCUUUCCCCAGAACUGGCAGUGCGCGUACGGCGGCGGCGAGACAAUGAGAGCGUUGUCUCGGUGUGAGGAGGGGGCGGGGUUCUGCGCAUGCGCCGUGCAGGUAGCGCGGCUGCUGAUUGUGUCUGGGAGCUAGGCGCAUGCGCAGCGCGUGCAGCGGAGAGUCUUUGUGUGAUGGUGACUCUCGGUGGACCCAUCACCUGGAUACAAGCUGCAUUUAGAGUUGGGCUCCAAAGGCUGCUCUGCACUCUGAAGUAUUGUGGUCAGGUAUCUCCAGCAUGGUGCAGCGCAUAGAAGACUCCUCCUUCCAGCGUGCCUCAGCAGUAACAUGCACUGAGGCAUUUAGAUAGUGCCACACCACCGAGGCGUGUCACCCUAACCCUGUCCCAGCUCACACUCAGCACUGAGUUUAUGUGGCUGCCGCUAUGGAGGCGUUUGGCCCGGUCAUGCUCUACUUGCUACAAGUUGAGGAGGAGGAAAAGAAGGACCGACCGCUUCGGAGGCCGAAGAAGAACCUGAAGCUGCCGCCCACAGAGAAACCACGGCCAAAGCUCAAGCGGCCUCCGGCACUGAAGCCCCAAGUGCUUGGGAUAAGGAGGCCACGCAUAUUCCGGGAACGCACAGGGAUGGAAGGGCUGACGGACGAGGAGGUGGUGGAAAGGUUCCGGCUCACCAAAAGCACCAUCAUAGACUUGUACGAGUUGAUCCGGGUGGACAUUGACCCACUGACGCAGAGGAGCCACGCCAUCCCGGGGAUUGUGAAACUGUUGAAUUGUCUUCACUUCUUCUCCUCUGGAUCCUUUCAGACCAAAGCUUCGGCCAUUGGAGGGGUCUCGCAGUCAACUUUCUCUCGGUUCCUGGUGCCGGUAAUCCAGGCCUUGAAGAAGCACGUUCACACUUUUAUCAGCUUCCCAACGGACAAAGCCGGCUGGCAGCAACUAAAGCACGGCUUCCGUCAGGUGUCUGGCCUCCCGCACGUCAUGGGGGUCCUGGACUGUAUCCACAUCGCGCUCUCAGCACCCCACGAGAGGGAAGAAAUCUACCGGAACAAGGAGGGCUACCAUUCCGUCAACGUACAGAUGAUCGUGGACAGCAACUGUAAGAUCCUCAGCUUGUUCUCCGCCUUCCCCGGAAGCUCUCAGAACUCCUCCAUCCUCCGGCAGUCUUCCGUCUACGAGGGGUUUGAGAGUGGCCGGCUCCGUGGCGGCUGGCUUCUGGGUGGCACAGAAUACACUUGCCGGCCUUGGCUGUUGACGCCAGUUGCAGAACCCACAACGGAGUCUGAGACGUCUUAUAACGAGGCGCACAGCAACUCCCGAGCCGUGAUAGACAAAACAUUUAAGAUGUUAAAAAGUAGAUUCAAGUGCUUGGACAAGUCGGGUGGGGGGCUGCAGUAUGAUCCCACCAAAGUGUCUGAUAUCAUCGUAGCCUGCUGCAUCUUACAUAACCUCUCCAUUAUUCACAACCUGGCGCCCAAAGCCGAGGAGCCGGCAGAUCGUACCGUGAAGCCUGCGCCAGAGCCUGCGGUUGGUGGGAACGCACAGGAUAUACGGGCGCGGAUUAUCAGAGACUACUUCUCCAGUGAGUGACGCCCCCUGCUCUCAUAGUGGACUCUUAGCCGUAUAUCUAGUAUAGUUUAUUUCCUUCUCGAGAGACGUUCCCCAAUGUGACUAGUCUCCCCCCGAAUUUAUAUUCAUCACUUCAAUUUCCACACGAAUCACACAUGUGACGGAGCUCCUGUCACGCACAGCCCUGACAACUGGUGGAUUACACUCAUUUGUGGUUUUAGAAAACAAUGUACGCUUUAGUGCGGUAUGAGUAUGGCGCUGCUCGUCAGAUAUGAGAUCACUGUCUAUAAUGGAUGGGCUCUUGCACUAUAUUAAUGCUUCUUGCCCGUUCCGGGGGUUAUCUCAUUCUGAAACUAUUCAGGUCUGUCUUCCAAUACUUUGCCUCAAAAUGGACUAUUCCUGAGCCCCACAGUUCUGGAAAUAGACCGAUCCAAAGACAUUCUCACAGUUAUGGAAAUGGACCAAACGAGAGACUUAUUCAUAUAGUUCUGGAAAUUGACCCAUCCAGAUACAUAUUCUCCUACAGUUCUGGAAAUGGACUGAUCCAGAGAUCUAUCCCCGCAGUUCUGGAAAUGGACUGAUCCAGAGAUCUAUCCCCGCAGUUCUGGAAAUGGACUGAUCCAGAGAUCUAUCCCCGCAGUUCUGGAAAUGGACUGAUCCAGAGAUCUAUCCCCGCAGUUCUGGAAAUGGACUGAUCCAGAGAUCUAUCCCCGCAGUUCUGGAAAUGGACUGAUCCAGAGAUCUAUCCCCGCAGUUCUGGAAAUGGACUGAUUCAGAGAUCUAUCCCCGCAGUUCUGGAAAUGGACUGAUUCAGAGAUCUAUCCCCGCAGUUCUGGAAAUGGACUGAUCCAGAGAUCUAUCCCCGCAGUUCUGGAAAUGAACUGAUUCAGAGAUCUAUUCCCGCAGUUCUGGAAAUGGACCAACUCCAGAAGCAUCCCUACUCAUUUGGAAAUGGUCUGGUCCAUCGCUGUAAAUGUACUAGAUUCCAUAAUAUUCCCCAGGUUUGGAGCCUGUGAUAUCCUAACAGAUUAAUGAAUGAGUUCCGUUUUCCUACAGGCUGUAAGAUAGGCUUAGGUGUAAAUAUUAGUAGCCUGCGAACUGCAGACAUUGGUGGGUUCACAGGGAAUUUGCCGAUAAGUUAAAGUAACAAAAGCCUAAACCAGGUUGGCUUUGCUCUUUUAAAUCUUGAAGCAGUCUCUCCAGGAACCCACCAAUGUCUGCAAUUCGCAGACUAUUACAUUCACCCCUAAGCCUGUGAGGGAUUUAUCUCAUGAUACCCUAGAGUUGUUUGUAUUAUUUCAGGGUUAUCAUAUGUCCAGCACAUUCAAAUCUACAUCUUCAAAAGCCACAAUUUAGAGGAAUUUCCCUACAAGCCAAGAGUGUGUCCCUACAGGCCUGGAGAUGGGCGAUUGCUGUGGUUGUGUCCCUACAGGCCUGGAGAUGGACUAUCCUGGUUGUGGUGUCCCUACAGGCCUGGAGAUGAGCAAUCCAGGUGGUGGUGUCCCUAUAGGCCUGGAGAUGAGCUAACCAGGUGGUGGUGUCCCUACAGGCCUGGGGAUGAGCUAUCCAGGUGGUGGUGUCCCUACAAGCCUGGAGAUGAGCUAUCCAGGUUGUGUUGUCCCCACAGGCCUGGAGAUGAGCUAUCCAGGUUGUGUUGUCCCCACAGUCCUGGAGAUGAGCUAUCCAGGUGGUGGUGUCCCCACAGGCCUGGAGAUGAGCUAUCCAGGUGGUGGUGUCCCCACAGGCCUGGAGAUGAGCUAUCAAGGUGGUGGUGUCCCCACAGGCCUGGAGAUGAGCUAUCCAGGUGGUGGUGUCCUCACAGGCCUGGAGAUGAGCUAUCCAGGUGGUGGUGUCCUCACAGGCCUGGAGAUGAGCUAUCCAGGUGGUGGUGUCCCCACAGGCCUGGAGAUGAGCUAUCCAGGUGGUGGUGUCCCCACAAGCCUGGAGAUGGGCUAUCACUAUGGUGGUGUCCCCACAGGCCUGGAGAUGGGCUAUCCUGGUGGUAGUGCCCCCACAGGCCUGGAGAUGGACUAUCCUGGUUGUGGUGUCCCCGCAGGCCUGGAGAUGAGCUAUCCAGGUGGUGGUGUCCCCACAGGCCUGGAGCUGAGCUAUCCAGGUGGUGGUGUCCCUACAGGCCUGAGGACGAGCUAUCCAGGUGGUGGUGUCCCUACAGGCCUGGAGAUGAGCUAUCCAGGUGGUGGUGUCCCUACAGGCCUGGGGAUGAGCUAUCCAGGUGGUGGUGUCCCUACAGGGCUGGAGAUGAGCUAUCCAGGUGGUGGUGUCCUUACAGGCCUGGAGAUGAGCUAUUCUGGUGGUGGUGUCCCCACAGGCCUGGAGAUGGACUAUCCUGGUGGUGGCGGCAGCGUCUCUACAGGCCUGGGGAUGGGUUACCCUGGUGGUGGUGGUGUCCCUACAGGCCUGAAGAUGGGCUAUCCUGGUGGUGAUGUCCAUACAGACCUGGAGAUGGACUGUAUUGGUGCUGGUGCCUCUACAGGCCUGGACAUCCGUUAGCUGCGUAAAGAAGCAAACCCAGUGACUGACCAGACAGUGAUUGUUUUGUUUAUCUUGAAGUUAAAGGCUGAUGCGUUUCUCCACUUAAACAGGAAUUAUUAUUAUUUUUUUGUUGCAAUAACUACAAUUUGUUGAAAUAUUUAAUUUAACAGUGGCGAAAUUGUGCUGUUUCAUCCGGUUGUAUCUAAGUAUCUCUUGGAGAUUUAUGGCAUAUUUAGAUAUUAUUUCUAUGUCUAUAUAUGAUAUAUAGUAAAUGUUAGCACCAUUGUUCUGUUAUGUUUAUGUAAUUCUUGUCUUCAGCUGAUUCUGAGAGGUGUUAUUACUGCGGCCAGCCUACAAGGAGACCCCCGAUACACCGCCACAGAUAACACAUUAUAGUGCCUCCCUAAUCUCCGUGUAUGUGUACAUCACCACCUGCAUUCAAAAGCC